Molecule: messenger RNA, 1216 nt
Organism: Lycium barbarum (goji berry)
Lineage: Eukaryota; Viridiplantae; Streptophyta; Magnoliopsida; Solanales; Solanaceae
Product: purine permease 1-like
Exons: 2
Coding region: 89-1126 (345 amino acids)
Cellular component (GO): membrane
Molecular function (GO): purine nucleoside transmembrane transporter activity
Source: RefSeq, a predicted model, not a curated record
AUAUGAACUACAUAUCUAUUCUGCAAACAACAAGAAGCUCUAGUUCAUAUACAUAUCUCAUUAUUGACAAAGCUCAAGAAAAUUGGAAAUGGACAAUCAAAGCAGCAGUACUAGCAAAUGGAGAAACCUUAUUCUAGUACUCAACUGUAUCACUCUCGGCAUAGGCUACUGUGGUGGCCCUUUAAUCUCACGCCUCUACUUCCUCCACGGUGGCCAAAGAAUUUGGCUUUCUAGUUGGUUAGCAUGCAUUGGAUGGCCAAUUUUUCUCAUUGUCCUCAUUAUCGCCUAUUUUUUCCGUCGUAAAACCCAAGACUCUGAUACCAAUCUUUUCAUGAUAACUCGUCAGGAGUUCACUGCAUCGGCUGCCUUAGGCAUCCUUGUUGGACUCGCUGGCUAUCUUUUCGCAUGGGGACCUGCGAAACUUCCCGUUUCUACUUCAAACGUUAUUUAUGCAGCGCAACUCGGAUUCACUGUAGUGUUUGCUUUUUUCAUAGUGAAGCAGACGUUGACAGCGUAUUCGGCGAAUGCGGUUGUUUUAUUGAUUGUUGGAGCUGGAACUUUGGCUCUUGGAGCGGACAGUGAUAGACCAUCAGGAGAGUCAACUAAACAGUAUGUUUUGGGGUUUGUAAUGACACUUUUAGCUGCGGCGUCUACAGGGCUUGCGUUGCCUUUACUGGAGUUGAUUUAUUUGAAGGCUCAGAAAACUGUUACUUAUACUAUGGUCUUGGAGAUUCAGAUGAUCCUUAACAUUUUCGGUUCUGCUUUUUGCACUGUGGGAAUGAUUAUUAACAAGGAUUUUCAGGCGAUUUCGAGGGAGGCAAGCCAAUUUGAGCUAGGAGAAGCUAAAUAUUAUUUAGUACUAGUAUGGAGUGCCAUUAUUUGGCAAUUUUCGACACUGGGAAUCGUUGGAGUAGUCCAAUACGGUUCAUCUUUGCUAUGUGGAAUUUUAAUUGCUUUCUUACUUCCACUCAUAGAAGUAUUAGGUGUGCUUUUGUAUCAUGAAAGAUUUCAAGCUACAAAGGGGCUUGCUAUAUUCCUCUCUCUUUGGGGAUUUGUUUCAUACUUCUAUGGUGAAAUGAAACAGAGCCAGAAGAACAAAGAGGAGAAUCAAAUUCCCCAAACAUAAAUGUCUCAAACCUCACCGGUACUCUGAUAUAUUGGUAAAUCAAGUACUUUUCUUUUGUAUAAUGUAAUGAAUAAUUUCUACUUUGUUGUC